Molecule: messenger RNA, 900 nt
Organism: Suillus plorans
Lineage: Eukaryota; Fungi; Basidiomycota; Agaricomycetes; Boletales; Suillaceae
Exons: 12
Coding region: 1-900 (299 amino acids)
Source: RefSeq, a predicted model, not a curated record
AUGACCCUAGUCUCAAAUGAUCCCAGUUUCUGGCCGCAAAUCGCUCUGACUCGUACUGUCAGCUAUUUUGCAGUUGCAGGCUUUGCUGCAGUGGUAUAUGAUUGGGUAUCGUCACUCGGACAGGAGAUUGAACUUAUCUGGAGGCAACGAUGGUCCCUCGUGACUUUUUUAUAUCUCGGUCUACGCUAUAUUGGACUGCUAUGCUCUGUGGUCGAUGUACUGAGCACUGACGCCAUCAGCGUACAAUGGUGGAUGUUAUUCGCUGCAGACAUUAUGCUAGGCGCCAUCGUGAUCAUUCGGUUACACGCCAUGUACCAGCGAUCCAGAAAGAUAUUCAUCUUUCUCAUUGCAACCUUCUUUGCUGUCACAGCUUCUUCUUCAGUGAUAGACGGCGUAGGAACUCGCCCUUUCAUUUGGGAGGAGUUCAUCCUAUCAGGCACCUAUCAGUGCCAUGUGGUUGCGGAAGACCAGCCCCAACUUUCCCUUUGGAGUUGGGUGAUCGGCAUUGCAUGGGAGGCCCUCACAUUGUGUCUUGCAGUCUGGAUUGCUAUCCAACACUUUCGUAAAAUAGAACGAGUCGGACGAUCGACAGCGUCGACCAUCGGGGACUUGUUAACGGCGUUGAUAAAAAGCCACGUGCUUCACUUUAUAGCUUUUGCUACUGUUUCUUGUUUCCGCCUCGGCUAUCUUUCUCCAAACCUGUCGGAUUCGAAUUCUGCGAGAGAUCAAAUUUAUUAUGGCAUCGCUGUAAUUGUCCUGCCUGUGCAGUUGUUUGUACUGGGACCACGCCUCAUCCUGAGUAUUCGAGAAUAUCACACAGAACUCGUGGACGACUCUGACGCAGGAACUGGCAUAACUACAAUUGCUUUCCAGGAAUUUGACACUGGCAGUAGUGUGUAG